AUGGCGCUGCCCUCAGGAAUGCAAUUAGUACGUGCUCUAGACGACUCCAAUUAUAGCCCGCUCUUGCCAAUCGAUGGUGAGAAGACGUCCGGAUCUACUAGGAGUGUGCAACGCACGAUUUUGCUUCCGCUAGAGUGUCAAGAGACACUGGACACAGAUAUGGACAUUGACGUUGACGUAUUUCGUCCAAGUGCUAUGCUCGAUCCUCAAUUAUCUGAUGCCUUUGGCGAGUCGAAUGAACUUUUGCUUGGCACGCCUUAUCAGUCGGAAUUGGUUGACGCAGAAGAAGAUAUAGAACAAAUGUUACUUUAUGGGUCAGAAGAAGCUUUAGCGGUACAAAAUCAUCAUCAACACCAAACAGCACCUGGUCAAGGCUGCCAAUGUCGGAUUUUUGCUAUCAAGGCGAGUCAUGUACAAGCACAUCAGGAGGGAGUUGUUGUGGAGUCGAUGGCUGCGAAAAAUCAAAAAAGAGUGCUGCGUCAUACAUUUGGGUCAGGAAAACGCUUACCCGGUUUCGGAUUUGAAAAUAAAGUAGUCUUAGACCAGACACAGCGACAAGAUGUUGCGAUGGACGAUGGACACUUGACGCUGAUGAUUGAUUCUGGUUUACAGAGUCAGGAAUUACAAUUGGAGGGGUUCGACAGGCAGUCUACACGAAAGAUAAUGGAGCCUGUUUUAGUACCACAAGAAGAGGAAGGAACGUUUUCUUCUGAGUACAUUUCGCGCUCUUUGAUCAAAAAUCAGGGUUUUGAUAGCCCAUUGGCCAGUCAUCCACUGUCUGCUGUUUCCAGUCCUUUAAGUGCAACAAGCUUUGUGUCACUGGAGAGUAUGAUGGCUACACCAUUGUCAACGACAUCACGGGGUUCAGCACAAUUAGAAAUACCGUUAAUUAUGCGUUCAUUAUCACCGGCAGAUGAGCUUGAAAAGAUGGCAAUAAAUAAUUCGAAGACGUCGAUGACAAAGCUGAAUAUGUUGAAAGGGAAUUUUCAAGUAUCUCAAGGACACGAAUGUGUGCCACUUGUUAAACCGACGGCAAUGCUACCACCGCCGUAUUUACGUGGAGCUUUGGAUUCUCCUGAAAAACGACUUUCUAAAGUUGCGCUCAUGGACUCUUCGGGUUGUGUAGUAGGCUUCGGAGCCAUUUUUCUCCGUCCACUUCGGUACUUGCUCGAUGUUGAGACGAAUAUCCAAAUUAUUCCUAUAGAAGAAUCAGCAACAGAAUUACCACUUGAAUCUGUUUAUGUACAUCUGAGAGUAGCAAUUCAACCGCCUGUUUUGGAGCGUGACCAACUACUUGAAGACUUCCAGUCAUCUCACUUGACAUGCAGUGACUUAUCAGACGAUAUUCAAGCGGAAGCCCAAAGUAAUAGUCCUUUAAAGUAUACACAAGACUGCAAAGUGAGAUGUCUUGAUGAGGCAGAAGAGAAAACCUUAAAUUCUUUGCGAGGGACGUAUAUCUGGCUACUUAUCCGGAUGCAACCUUCAAGUGAACAGAAUACCUUUGGUAUACUUGCUGCAAGAGAGAAAGCUUUGCAUGUGCAAUAUCAGAUUUUGGCUUCAAGUGAAAGCUUUUGUUUUCCACUUGAUCACUCAAAUAUUAUCAAACUUUUAGUUACUGAUGAACUUAUCGACAAUGUGGACACCAAAAUGUUGCAAUUUACUUUUUUAAACAUUUCAUCGUCAAGGUCAAAAGCUUUAGAAAGUGAUUUAAAAUCUAUAUCGACUUCAACCGCUGACUCAAUUGCAUUAGCUGCUAGUGAAGCAGCUGCAGCAGAGGAAGUUCAACGACGACAAAGAGUUGAAGUUGAACUUGCAGAGGCAAAGUCCAUAGCUCAAUUUAAAGAUCGCGAGUGUUUGGAGGCUCAGCUUCAAUCGAAACGAGAUGUUCAAAGGGCAUUGGAUCUUGAACAUGCGCGACACGAACAGGAAUGCGCAAGGACGUUAUUAGAGCAGAAAUUAGCGGAACGAGAACAUCAGAAUGAAGAGCUUAAGCAAGCUCGAAAACAGUUGGAAGAUCAGCUACUUGCUACCACAAUUGACAGCACGAAACGCUUUCAAGUGUCUGUUGCUUCCAAUGACCAAGCACUUGAGAUGCUUAAGCAACGUGCAAUUAGCGAUGCAAACGAACGUGAAGAUCUGAUGCGACGAUUACGCCGCUAUCACAUAAAUAUGUCGAAGCAAGUAAUAUUCUCUAAAAUUAUAAAAAAAGCACUGUGCGUAUUGUUGCUAGCUGGAAAAGGUGCCCAGCAGCUUCGUUUAUUGGUGGCAUCAGUGCUAGCCAGGUUUCGUGCUCUCUCUGCAACUAAGGCAUCGACUUCGUCAUCAAUAAGACUAUUUAGUGUUUUUCUAAACGAUCUGAGAAACCGCAGCAUUGGAAAAGUGCUACUUGCAGGAGAUUACUGUAUUGUGCAAGCCAAAGAUAGUUACAAGACUUACAAGGUGCUGAUGCCACCAAGAACAAACAAUUCAAUUCUUCUUGACGCUCUGAUACGAUCUGGAGUCGACUUUGGCUCCAUGGCGCCAUCUACAUCCAGCAAAUUAGCGCCCUUGGCUAUAGCUAUCAUGCCCUUCCUGUACUUAGGAUUAACGUACAAGAUGCUUCGCAAGAUGUAUCAUACCGAUGCUGGAGCAGUUGGCAUUGAUGGCGCAAGAAAAGAGUUGGAGGAGGUCGUGGAAUUCUUACGACAUCCAGCCAAGUACCAAGCAAUUGGUGCCAAAGUUCCAAAAGGUGUACUACUUUGUGGACCUUCAGGAACUGGCAAGACGCUACUUGCUAGAGCAGUCGCGUCAGAAGCAGGAGUUGCGUUUCUCUUUUGUUCAGCUUCUGACUUUGUCGAGAUGCUUGUUGGUAGAGGUGCAGCUCGAGUACGGGAUCUUUUCACGCAAGCUUCACAGUAUCCGCAAUGUAUCAUUUUCAUCGACGAGAUUGAUGCGCUAGCUAAAGCGCGUGGUGGGAUUAAUUCAAAUGAUGAACGAGAGCAAACGCUUAACCAAUUGUUGACAGAGAUGGAUGGGUUCGAAGGAAAUGCUAGCGGAGUUAUAGUGAUUGCAGCGACAAAUCGACCAGGAGUGCUCGAUCCAGCACUUUGCCGCCCUGGGCGCUUUGAUCGCCACGUGUAUGUGGGUUUCCCUGACGUCAAAGGACGUGAGGAUAUAUUGAAGGUACAUUGUCGCCAUGUGCGGCUUGAUAGCGAUGUAGACCUGUCUGUUGUGGCUCAAAAAUGUGGCCAAAUUGGACAAUGCUCAGGGGCUCAGCUUGCAAGUCUAGUUAAUGAAGCUGCGUUGCUCGCCGUACGUCACGGCCAUACAAAUGUCAAAUUUGAGCAUUUUGAGCAAGCAAUGAAUCGCGCUUAUGAGUCUCAGACACGUCGAUUGGCAGAUUCGUCGAUCAAGAUGAAGAUGGAGAAUGACUUGUGA
Molecule: messenger RNA, 3417 nt
Organism: Plasmopara halstedii
Lineage: Eukaryota; Oomycota; Peronosporomycetes; Peronosporales; Peronosporaceae
Product: cell division protease ftsh
Exons: 9
Coding region: 1-3417 (1138 amino acids)
Biological process (GO): proteolysis
Cellular component (GO): chloroplast thylakoid
Molecular function (GO): ATP-dependent peptidase activity; ATP hydrolysis activity; ATP binding
Source: RefSeq, a predicted model, not a curated record